AUGGCGUCUCAUAUGCCUGCCGGCUAUGCCGAGGACCGCCUACACCGGUACCUCGCGCACUGGACGCGGGACCCGUCGAAUGUGUCCAAGCUCGAUAUUGCUGCCAUCACCUGGGCGACCGAGGAGGAGCGGCGGGCAAGACAGAAGAAGUACUGCCAGGUAGCAUCUGACUACUACGAUCUCGUCACGCCGCUGUACGAGCAAGGAUGGGGUCAGCACUUCCACUACACGCCCCUCACGCCCGGCCUCUCUAUCCGGGAGAGCAUGACGGCGUACGAAAAGACGUUUUCCGGGCUGGCCCGCCUCAAGAAGGACAUGCGCGUUCUGGACCUGGGAUGCGGCAUCGGCGGGCCAGCGAGAACCAUCGCCUCGACCAUCGGGUGUAGGAUCAUGGGCAUCACGAACAAUGCCUGGCACGUCGAACGUGGGACGGCGCUCACAAAGGAGGCUGGACUGGAACAUCUGAUCACGUUCAUUGAGGGGGACUUUCUGAAAUUGCCGUUUGCCGACGAGUCCUUCGAUGCGGCAUACUCGAUCGAGUCGUUGUGCCACGCCCCUGACCCGGCCGAGGUCUACAGGGAGGUCAAGCGGGUGCUGAAGCCAGGCGCGCCGUUCACGUUUCACGAGUUUGCCAUGACGGAGCACUCGCCGGCCCCGUGGUACUAUGGCCCCGCCGGCGAUAUCGGGUGGGCAUGGAAGAUACCCGGAUGGCCCGACUUCUGGAAGGUGUUCCAGAUGUGGGAUCCCUUCCGCGGGUGUGCUCAUGCCGUUUACCGCGUGAUGAUCCUCGUUGGCAUGGCACCCCCGGAGGUCUCGACCCUCAUGGACACCAUGUGGUACUGUACCAGGAGCGUGGUUCAAGGCGGGAGGAUGGGCAUCUUCACGCCCAUGUACGUCUUUGUUUGCCGAAAACCGGCCGGUGGGUUGGAAUCUUGA
Thermothelomyces thermophilus ATCC 42464 is the source of this 936-nucleotide messenger RNA. RefSeq lists its product as uncharacterized. Bases 1 to 936 code for a protein of 311 amino acids. The transcript is spliced from 4 exons. Gene Ontology annotation, molecular function: S-adenosylmethionine-dependent methyltransferase activity. NCBI's taxonomy places the organism in Eukaryota, Fungi, Ascomycota, Sordariomycetes, Sordariales, Chaetomiaceae. The record is from RefSeq and is a predicted model, not a curated record. Gene Ontology annotation, biological process: steroid biosynthetic process.